UUUUACUCUAAAACCUGAUUGGUGGGUCUUUCUCAGACAAGUCUUCUUUCUACUCAUUUUCUCUCUCUGCCUGCUGCUUCUCUCUGGAUCUAAAACUAAACCAAUAACAAUGGCCGCAUGAACAAGUGUCUGUUUUUCCUUUUUCUCUCUCAUUAGGGUUUGUUCCCUUAUUCCCCCCCUAAAUUUGGCAAAAUGCCGCCAUUUAUUUUCUAACCUUGUCUCCUCCACCUUUACUUCUAUCCCUCUAUUUUUAGAAACCCUUCUUGUCCUUUUUAAACUUUGCAUUGUAUGCUGGUUUAUUCCUGGAUUGCUCGAGGGGUUUUGGAUACCUUGACUCUUGGUGACUUUCUGAUCCCAUAAUAUCCUUUUCUACCAUGGCUAGAGAGAAGAUUCAGAUCAGGAAAAUCGAUAACGCAACGGCCAGGCAGGUGACUUUCUCAAAGAGAAGAAGAGGACUUUUCAAGAAAGCUGAAGAACUUUCAGUUCUCUGCGAUGCUGAUGUUGCUCUCAUCCUCUUCUCCUCCACUGGCAAGCUUUUUGAGUAUUCCAGCUCCAGUAUGAAGGAAAUACUCGAAAGGCACAACUUACACUCGAAGAAUCUUGAAAAAAUGGAGCAGCCAUCGCUUGAGCUGCAGCUGGUGGAGAAUAGCAAUUGCUCUCGAUUAAGCAAGGAAGUUGCUGAGAAAAGCCAUCAACUGAGGCAAAUGAGAGGAGAGGAGCUCCAAGGAUUGACUGUUGAUGAUCUGCAGCAAUUAGAGAGGUCGCUUGAAGCUGGAUUGAACCGUGUGAUAGAGAAAAAGGGCGAAAAGAUAAUGAAGGAAAUUAAUCACCUUCAGCGAAAGGGAAUGCAACUAAUGGAAGAGAAUGAGCGUUUGAAGCAACAGGUGAUGGGGGUAUCCAAUGGAAGCGGGCAAAUGGCAGCAGAUGAUUCAGAGAACGUUCUGUACGAGGAAGGCCAAUCAUCUGAAUCGGUUACUAACGUCUGCAGCUCUACUGGCGGUCCACAAGACUAUGAAAGUUCUGAUACCUCUCUCAAAUUGGGGCUGCCAUACUCAGGUCGAUUGGAAAAGUAAAGUAGUAUGUAACACCAAAACGGGCAAAUGUGUUGUUGGUGGUCACAUUGCAUGAAAUAAGAUGUAAAAGCUAACCAGCAACUUGAGAUUCUUGAUUCAAAACCAAGCAUAUUUAAAGAGAGGGAGGGAGUUGAUGAGACUGCAGAUGAUGAAACCAUAAGUAUCAUUGACAGUAAAAAUGGGAUACGUUGCUAACCAGUAUUUCGAGACUUUCUCAUUCAUCCCUACUGCUACUAUUCAAUAACUUUAAUAGCUAUUGCAUUUAAUAAAUUGAGGCCUCUGCCAUGGCUAUUCUGUGCUA
This is a messenger RNA of Coffea eugenioides, 1374 nucleotides long. Its product is annotated as MADS-box protein SVP. The record is from RefSeq and is a predicted model, not a curated record. The transcript is spliced from 8 exons. Gene Ontology annotation, molecular function: protein dimerization activity; DNA-binding transcription factor activity, RNA polymerase II-specific; RNA polymerase II cis-regulatory region sequence-specific DNA binding. Lineage: Eukaryota; Viridiplantae; Streptophyta; Magnoliopsida; Gentianales; Rubiaceae. Gene Ontology annotation, biological process: positive regulation of transcription by RNA polymerase II. The coding region runs from base 375 to 1073 and encodes 232 amino acids. Gene Ontology annotation, cellular component: nucleus.